AUGGCCAACAACAGAGCAACUAAGUCUGGAUUUGCCGCCGAGGCUCAGAGAAAGAUCAACAGCAAAUAUAGCGAAGAGCUCGCACAGGAAAGUUUGGAAUGGGUGCACGCUAUCACCGGUGACCCCAUUAACACCUCCGGUGACAUGGACAACUUCUACGAAGUUCUCAAAGACGGCACUCUGUUAUGCAAACUUGUAAAUAACAUCCAACCGAACAUGGUGAAGAAAAUCAACGAAUCAAAGAUGGCAUUCAAGUGCAUGGAGAAUAUCAACGCUUUCCUAGAAGCUGCAAAGACUCUCGGAGUGCCAGCCCAGGAGACCUUCCAAACAGUCGACCUGUGGGAGAGGCAGAAUCUCAAUUCAGUCGUCAUAUGUUUGCAGUCACUCGGCAGAAAGGCCGGUAACUACGGAAAGCCUUCCAUAGGGCCAAAAGAAUCUGAGAAAAACGUACGAAACUUCUCCGAAGAGCAACUAAGGGCCGGACAAGGCGUCAUUUCACUGCAGUACGGCUCCAACAAAGGUGCCACCCAGAGCGGCAUCAAUUUCGGCAACACGAGGCACAUGUAA
This is a messenger RNA of Arctia plantaginis, 567 nucleotides long. Lineage: Eukaryota; Metazoa; Arthropoda; Insecta; Lepidoptera; Erebidae. The record is from the annotation of a GenBank genome assembly.